AUGCCGGGUCUGCUGAACCAGAUCACAGGGGCGGCCCUGCCCCUCACCUCGUCUGACGUCACCUCCUUCGUCAGCGGUUAUGCUCUGGGGCUCACCGCUUCCCUCACCUAUGGCAACCUGGAAGCCCAGCCUUUCCAGGGCCUCUUCGUGUACCCCCUGGACGAGUACACCACGGUGAUCGGCUUUGAGGCGGUCAUUGGGGACCGCGUGGUGACGGUACAGAUCAAGGACAAAGCCAAAAUAGAGGGCGGCCACUUUGAGGCUACCGGCAUUCGAGCUGCGACCGUCACAGGAAAGGUGGCUCUGGAUGAGGAUUUGGAGCGGAUCCUCUUUGUGGUCAACCUGGGGACCAUCGCCCCGAUGGAGAAUGUCACCGUGUUCGUCAGCACCUCCUCGGAGCUCCCGACGCUGCCCAGCGGGGCUGUGCGGGUCCAGCUGCCUGCUGUCUGUGCCCCGACUGUGCCCCAGUUCUGCACGGAGAGCACCGGCUCCCCCAGCCAGCAGGUCCACGGCAGAGACAAGCACUGCUUUGGCAGCCGGGCCCUGGACUCCUGGAACAGACUAUGCCUGUCGACCCUCCUGGACACCGACGUGUCCAACCCCAUGGAAUACGAGUUCAACUUCCAGCUGGAGAUUCGUGGCCCCUGCCUGCUUGCAGGGGUAGAGAGUCCCACCCACGAGAUCCGAGCCGACGCCGCCCCUUCCGCAAGCUCGGCCGAGAGCGUCAUCAUCACCCUGGCCAACAGACACACCUUCGACCGGCCCGUGGAGAUCCUCAUCCACCCCAGCGAGCCCCAUGUGCCGCAUGUGCUGACGGAGAAAGGGGACAUGACCCUGGGGGAGUUUGACCAGCACCUGAAGGGAAGAGCAGAUUUCAUCAAAGGGAUGAAGAAGGGCAGCAGCGUAGAGCGAAAGACAGAAAUCAUCCGGAAACGCCUUCACAAGGACAUCCCCCACCAUUCCGUCAUCAUGCUCAACUUCUGUCCCGACCUCCAAUCGGUCCAGCCGAACCUGAGGAAGACCCGCGGGGAGUUUAUCUUCCUUGUUGACAGGAGUGGCAGUAUGAAUGGGACCAACAUCCAAUGCGUCAAGGAUGCCAUGCUGGUGGCUCUUAAGAGCCUCAUGCCAACCUGCCUCUUCAACAUCAUUGGGUUUGGAUCCACGUUUAAAACCCUCUUCCCUUCCAGUCAGACCUACAGUGAGGAGAACUUGGCCAUGGCCUGUGAUAGCAUCCAGAAAAUGCGAGCUGACAUGGGUGGCACCAACAUCCUCUCCCCGCUCAAGUGGGUCAUCCGGCAGCCAGUGCUCCGAGGCUGCCCGAGGCUUCUCUUCCUGAUCACAGACGGCGCCGUCAACAACACCGGGAAGGUGCUGGAGCUGGUGCGAAACCACGCCUUCUCCACCAGGUGCUAUAGCUUUGGAAUUGGACCCAACGUCUGCCACAGACUGGUGAAAGGGUUGGCAACUGUGUCCAAGGGCAGUGCUGAGUUCCUGGAGGAGGGGGAGCGGCUGCAACCCAAGAUGGUCAAAUCCCUGAAGAAGGCUAUGGCCCCGGUCCUGAGUGAUGUGACUGUGGAGUGGGUCUUCCCUGAGACCACCGAGGUCCUGAUCUCACCUGUCAGCACCAGCUCCCUCUUCCCCGGAGAACGGCUGGUGGGGUAUGGCAUUGUCUGUGAUGCCUCUUUAUACAUCUCCAAUCCUAGAACUGACAAGAGAAGACGAUACAGUAUGCUGCACUCUCAGGAGUCCGGCAGCUCUGUCUUCUACCACUCACAGGAUGAGGGGCCCAACCCAGACAGCGGGGACUGUGUCAGGAGCGUGGGGGCACCGUUCAGCCCGAGACAGGCCAAAGACACCCAGCCGUCCAGCGGGGACGCCACCCCCAAUCCCGGUCUAGACCUCUCCCAGCGACGGCGGGCAUAUAGCACCAACCAGAUCACCAACCAUAAGCCCACCCCAAGGACCCUCAUAGCCAGUGACCCCACAACGGCUACGAGGAGAUACCCACUGCGGAAAACCAAGCUGCAGGACCUCACCAACCAGACCAGCCUGGAUGCUCCGUGGUGGCAGAUUGAUUUGCAGCCCUUGCUGAACGGUGGCCCAGACCUGAGCCAGGGUCCCAAACUCCGGGGUCCAGGGGCCCGCAGGCCCUCUCUGCUGCCCCAAGGCUGCCAGCCCUUCCUACCCUCCAACCAGGAGACCCAGGCCUGGAGCCCCAUGAAAGAGCUGGAUCUUGGGUCCAAUUUGAAGCCUGCCUCAGAGAGCCGCAGCCCUGGGGACCUGGAGCCGUCCCAUCACCCCUCUGCCUUCGCGACGGAGACGUCCUCCGACUGGGAGCCCCUGGCCGAGUCUGAGGAGCGGGCCAGCCCCAGCAGGCCCGCCACCCCAGGGCCCGUGCUGGGUAAGGCCGUGGUCAAGGGCCUGCGGGACAGCCAGCAUUUGCAGUGGGAAGUGAGCUUCGAGCUGGGGCCUCCCGGCCCCGAGAAGGGCGGCGCGCAAGAGCCCGACCUGUGGAGCGAGACCUUCCACCACCUGGCGGCGCGCGCCAUCAUCCGGGAUUUCGAGCAGCUGGCGGAACGAGAGGGUGAGAUUGAGCAAGGGUCCAGCCGCCGCUACCAGGUGAAUGCUGUGCACACCAGCAAGGCCUGCAACGUCAUCAGCAAGUACACAGCCUUUGUGCCCGUGGACAUAAACAAGAGCCGUUACCUGCCCACUGUGGUGGGAUACCCCAACUCCGGUGCUGCGUUGCGGAUGGUCAGCUCUCGGGUCCUGACUCGACAGUGGAAGGGCACUUCUGGAUUCAGGCGGUCCCAGACCAUGCUUGGCGAAGACUCAGCUGCAGGGGACAGCAAGUAUCAGAAUCUAAACGUGGAGGAAAGCGUGCUGACGCCCUUCAGUGAGAACACAGCCCGCGAGAAGUACGCUACUCCUGAAGGUCCCCUGCGAGGUUUGGCCACCAACACUCUUUCUUCCUUGAAGGCCUCAGACACUCUGUUUGGAUCCAGACUGAGUCUCAACAAGUCUAGGCUGUUGACACGAGCGGCCAAGGGCUUCCUGGGCAAACCGCUGAGCAAGACUCCAGACUCAGCCCAGGGGAACCAGAGCUCUGACUACAUCCCGCUGGUGUCUCUGCAGCUGGCUUCCGGGGCCUUCCUGCUCAACCAAGCCUUCUGCGAGGCCAUCCGCGUCCCCAUGGAGAAGCUCAAGUGGACCUCGCCCUUCACCUGCCACCGGGUGUCACUCACCGCCCGCCAGCCCCCGAGUCCCCAGCCGUGCGCCAGCCCCGUGCCCCUGCACCCCUCCCGCGACGGCCUCUCCCAGGAGCCCCUGGCCGAGGGCAGGCCAGGCCAGGAGCCCAGGGCCGUGGUGGAGCACAUGGGGAAGCUGUGGGCCACCGUGGUGGCGCUGGCAUGGCUGGAGCACAGCUCCGCCUCCUACUUCGUUGAGUGGGAGCUAGUGGCCGCCAAGGCCAGCUCGUGGCUGGAACAGCAGGAGGUGCCCGAGGGCCGCACGCAGGGCACACUCAAGGCUGCCGCCCGCCAGCUGUUCGUACUCCUGCGGCACUGGGACGAGAACCUGGAAUUCAAUAUGCUCUGCUAUAACCCGAAUUAUGUGUAG
This is a messenger RNA of Budorcas taxicolor (takin), 3618 nucleotides long. It is a transcript of the gene VWA5B1, whose product is annotated as von Willebrand factor A domain containing 5B1. The transcript has 21 exons. The record is from RefSeq and is a predicted model, not a curated record. Bases 1 to 3618 code for a protein of 1205 amino acids. Lineage: Eukaryota; Metazoa; Chordata; Mammalia; Artiodactyla; Bovidae.